Messenger RNA from Ectocarpus sp. CCAP 1310/34, 1014 nucleotides. NCBI's taxonomy places the organism in Eukaryota, Phaeophyceae, Ectocarpales, Ectocarpaceae. The record is from the annotation of a GenBank genome assembly.
AUGCAAGCGCUAAACGACGGUCCGCAAGACACAGACGACGACAGCCAUGAUGGCGCCAGGGGCGAAGGAGGCAGAUCAACCUGCGAGAGCAACGACGACAGCCGAGCCCAGCCGUCAACAGGCGGCGGGCUCAGAAGGGGGGCCUCAAAGCGGUCGCUUGGCAGCCACGGGGGUGCAGGCAGCAGAGGCUCGAGCAGGGGGGGGGGACCGAGUUCCAAGGGGGGCGCCUCUUCCUCCACGGCGCUUUCCGACCAGAACGGAUACCCGGAGGCCUUGACGAUGGGGCACCUCGAGACCGCCGUAAGGACGCUGGCCAUGCUCGCGAGGGGCGGCGGUUGCUGCUCCACGUUUGAAGAGCGCCUCGACGUUCUGAUGCAGGGGUACUACUUCGUCGGGAGGAUGGCGGGCAUGGUGGAGGAGACGGUGGAGUGCGGACGCCGGCGGUGGCUGUUCGAGGAGUCCGUACCCGAGGGCGGGGAAGGGGGGGAAAUGGCAUUCCAGGAGUGGUGCGCAAGCUCUUCCGGUGGGUACAGCGGACGAGCCCCGCUACACCUGCGGGACUGGGCCUACUGGCGGCUAGAGCCGGUGCCAGUAGAACCAAAGGAUGACAACGGCGGUGACAAGAACAACUACGAUAGCGUCGACGAAAACGGCGAAGACGACCUGGACCGGUACAUGGCAACCCCGCCUGCUGGACGGGAGCCCUUCGUCAUCUCGACGACCAUCAUCGAGAAAGCUCCGCUCCUCUUCCACCACCUGCUCGACCUCGCCGAGACCAUGGAGUCCCACGGCCUGGCCGCCCACGCGGCAGCACCCCUCGCCCUGGCCGAGCUGGUCGCCCGACUGUGUCUGGGCCCGGCCCGCAGGAGAAAUGGCGGCGGCAGCGGGGGUGUCGGCACCGAUGGGAAAGGGGCCGAAGAUAUCGGCGAAGACGGCUCCGGCAACGCGUUUCCCGCGCUGGCCCUGGCGCGCCUUCGGAGGGCAAGGUUGCUGUUCAAGCUCGGGCCGACGUGA